AUGUUUGGCUUGGGUAAAUUAUUUUACGUCAUAGUGUUGGCCAUAAAUGGAAUAGCUGUUCUAAGUGAAGACAGGUUUUUGAAUAGAAUUGGAUGGGGAUCAACAACUGCUUCAGCAAAUGGCAAUGCUAAUUUACAGAAUCAAUUUAAUCAGUUUAACACCGGGUUGGAGAGUAGUGAAGGAUCAAUCAAGACUAAGUUGAUCAAUCUAAUAAGUGCGGUUCGAACAUUAUUGAGGAUACCGUUGAUUGCUGUGAAUAUAUUGAUAAUCUUAUAUGAGAUAGUGUUAGGUUGA
This is a messenger RNA of Lodderomyces orthopsilosis Co 90-125, 294 nucleotides long. RefSeq lists its product as uncharacterized. Lineage: Eukaryota; Fungi; Ascomycota; Pichiomycetes; Serinales; Debaryomycetaceae. Gene Ontology annotation, biological process: endoplasmic reticulum to Golgi vesicle-mediated transport. The transcript has a single exon. The record is from RefSeq and is a predicted model, not a curated record. Gene Ontology annotation, cellular component: Golgi membrane; endoplasmic reticulum membrane; COPII-coated ER to Golgi transport vesicle. Bases 1 to 294 code for a protein of 97 amino acids.